CCUAGGAAAAAAUAGAGCUCCAGAGUGGAGUUUAGGCAGAUGAAAUGCAUAACACAUCCUCCCAUGAGCUGAACCUCUCCGAGCAGGACAACAUGGAUUUCAUGACAGAUCGUGAUGUGCAAAAGUACAUGGACGAUGGGUACGUGGUUCUGGAUGGGCUCUUGACUUCCCAGGAGUGUGAUGAACUGAGGCAGAGGAUGACGGAGAUAGUGGACCGUAUGGACGUCCCGCAGCACUGCCGCACCACCUUCUCCACCUACCAUGACGAACAGCUCAAAACACAGGGAAAUGCUGACUAUUUCAUCACCAGUGGAGAUAAGAUCCGUUUUUUCUUUGAGAAAGGAGUUUUUGACGACAAAGGGGAAUUCAUCAUACCAAAACAGCAAUCGCUCAAUAAAGUCGGACAUGCACUGCAUGCUUAUGAGCCUUUGUACAAAAAGGUUACACAUUCACCCAAAAUGCAGGGCAUCGCCAAGAAGCUCAGCCUUGUAAACCCGGUGAUACUGCAGAGCAUGUAUAUUUUUAAGCAACCAGGAAUUGGUGGGGAAGUGACGCCUCACCAAGACGCUACUUUUCUGUACACGGAGCCUCUGGGCAGAGUUUUGGGGAUAUGGAUAGCCCUGGAGGACGCCACUGUUAACAAUGGCUGCCUGUGGUUCGUCCCGGGGUCACACAGCAGUGGCAUCACCCGGCGAAUGGUGCGUACUCCAAAAGGCACCUUUCCCCUGACAGACUUUGUUGGUAAAGAGCAGAACUAUGAUGAAGAUAAGUUUAUCGCGACACCAGUUAAAAAAGGCAGUAUAGUCCUGAUCCACGGUCAGGUGGUGCAUCGCAGUGCUGAAAACACCUCUGAAGACUCUCGCCAUGUCUACGCCUUCCACAUCAUGGAGUCCCAGGACACCCGCUGGAGCCCCGAAAACUGGUUGCAGCCCACUGAAGAGCUCCCUUUCCCGUCUCUCUAUACUAAAUGAAGGACGUCUUUGAUGCACCUCAUGGAAAAGUCAGACGAUCUAUUCUCUCCUGAAGAAGGACCAACAUGUACGAAGAAUGUUAACCGUAGCAGAUGUGCUACCAUUGCUCACAGUUUGUUUUGUGACACCAUCUGUUUCUCUCAGCUACCGAACAGAAAACACUAUUUCUCUAGCAGCAGAGUCAUUAGUGGCUUAAUGAUGGCUAAAGCAUAUUUUUGAUGAAUUUAUGAAUGUUUUUAAUAGACUAAAAAUUAAUUUGAAUAAACAUUUUAAACUUUU
Scomber scombrus (Atlantic mackerel) is the source of this 1250-nucleotide messenger RNA. RefSeq names its product phytanoyl-CoA dioxygenase domain containing 1 (gene phyhd1). The transcript is spliced from 11 exons. NCBI's taxonomy places the organism in Eukaryota, Metazoa, Chordata, Actinopteri, Scombriformes, Scombridae. The record is from RefSeq and is a predicted model, not a curated record. The coding region runs from base 45 to 971 and encodes 308 amino acids.